GUCAACAUGCCAACAGGCAAGUGACCGGACACACGUCAUAUUCGCACCGUGGUACAGACGACCCGCUCAUAUUUUAAUACGCUCGGCUCUAUUAUUAUUUUUACAACGCUCCUGCAGCGUGCCACAACCAUCGAUAAGCGGUAUUCGUUUCGGGAUUCGUCACUCUCGGUUUUCUGAAAAGUUGUUGUACAAUAAUUUCGGUGUUAUCUCCGCGUGUCCGGCGAAUCGAAGACGAAACGCGGUCGCCCGGCCGAUCUGUCACGGCCGCGUCAGACGCCUCCGGUGCGUAACAUCGUGUUGUGUCAUUUAUUUAGGUCUCCGGUCUCGAAAACGAUGUCCUCCUCGGCAUUGUCCUCAGAUUAGCAACCGGCCGUUCAAAAUUUACAGUGAUGCGGCAAUGUAGCUCUUCAUAUCGGAUGUCUGGUUUAGAUCGGCGAACAAAUGUAGACGUUCAAAUUUUGAGUGCUGCUAGUAAAGCGAUUGCGGAGAAAUGCUUUUGGAACGCAUGCAAAGCGUUAUCUUUUGGAUUGUUUCUGAUGGCUGUCGGAGCCAUAAUGGCCAUUAUUGGAUAUUAUGCGGAACAGCUUUCAUCAGAUGACAUUGUCACGAAAACUGACAGUGGUAAUUCAAGUACAUCCAUACGUACAACAAAAACAACAAAAAAAUCGUCUCAUAUAUAUAAGUUGUCGUAUGCUGGACCAAUUGUGAUGGGCGUUGGAGGGUUCAUCGUGGUGGCGGCGUGCGUGAUGACAUUCGAGGCGCGCGAUCGGGCGGCCAAAUUCAUGUCCAACCAAUUGAAAAUAAUGGGCAGUGGCGUCGGUGGGGGCCAGGCGUCGGGUCAUCGUGGCCACGGUCGGCAGACGCCGUCCGCUGGUUACCUGUCCAGGGGCGACAGCGGCCGGAGCAGCUACCAGAACCCGUGCGACGGCGGACGGCACAAGAUGAACAAGAGCCCGUCGGCGCCCAACCUGGCGGCGGCUGCGCUGGCGUCAGCGAACCGCGGACCAGGGGGCGCCGCACAGUCUGGCGUUGGCAGGCUGCCCCUCAGGCACAAGCACGCGGUGCACGUGCUGUCGUCGGGAGGCGGCGGUGGCGGUGGAGCGGGCCGAGCGCUGCUCAGUCCGCACACUUUGCGUCGACAGGCCAUGUCGAUGGACACGCAAGACUACAACCCGCUGUUCUCGCCGCCCCGAUCCCGGCACAGCAGUUCGGGUCUGUUGACGUACAGCAACAGCAACAACUUUGGAAAUUUCAACUGCAGCAACGGCAACAAACAGGGCGGUGACGGCAGCAGGGAGUCGGUCAACGAUCCGAUGAGGACGUCUUCCAGGGGAUCGAGGGGCUCGAUGGUACUGGACCUGCAUGUGCCCAACGAGUGUCCGGUGACGAUGAGGGUGCGGGACAGGAGCCGCCGGUCGGACACGGCUCGGCGGCACGUUCUCCGCAGGCAGACACCCGUCGAGCUUGACGACACGAUCAUCGCGUACGCCGCAGCCUCGGCCAUGGCAGCGGACCAUCACCGGCAGCGGGCCAAGCGGUGCACACGGUCGGCCACUUGCGACGUGCCGCACGCGGUCAAGUCGAAGCGCAGACGACAGGACUCCAGUUGCUCGGACGUGGUGGCGGCCCGUCGGAGGUCCGGUUCGCCGGUGUGCGGCGGCGUCGCCAGUGGCAGUGUCGGGAGUCGGGGCGGCGGUGGAUGGCGUUCGUCGGCCAACGACGUCGUCGAUGCCGCCGAGUGGGCCAGGACAGCGAACCGCGGCACUGGCGGUGAUUCGGCCGUGUCGUCGCCGCAACGGUUCGCCAACGACCGUUCACCCGGGUCGACACCCAUACGACAACAGUCCCAGCCGACCACAGCCGCAGUGGACGGCAGCAAAAUGUCGCUGUCUAGGACGUGUUCCGACAUCAUGUCCAUCGACAAGUCGUUCGAAGAGUCCAAUUACAGUAGUUCGUAGAUUUGUAGAUGAUUCAUUAUGCGCAUAACGCAUAAUCGAUUCGUAAUUGAUUUCGGUUAGGACAACGUUUAUCUGCUAGUAGAUAACCGUGGUCAGGACACUAUAAUAUUAUUCAAACAUAAUACGCGACAUAAGACGUCAUUGCAAACUGUAAAUGUAUAUACAUACCUACUUACGUCGCGAUAUAAUUAUAAUAUUAUAUACUUCAUACUGCAUGUCAUAAUAUUAUGUAACCCAAAUCGCCGGCUUACAUGUAUAUAGGUAGGUACCUAACUGAUAUCCGAUAUAAAUGAUUAUCGUUGUAGUAUUACAUCAUUUUUUACAUCCAUACAUUAUCGUUGCAUCGUUCAAAACGAUUAUAAUAUGUUGUUACCAAAUAUCGGAUUUAUAUAAUUAUUAUCUACUAUUACUAUAAUUAUCACCCCCAUAUAUUUAGCGCAAAACUCUCAUUAUUUCAAAAACUAUUAAUGUUUUUGAAAAUAUUUUUUAAUAUAAUUUCAAGUCAUUAAAAAAACAUAUUCCCACAAAAAUAUUUUUUUUUUACUAAUUCUUAUCGUUAUCAUUUUUUAAAUUAUAUUAUGCAUUUUUAAUUCCUCAUUUCAAAGCAGAAUAUUAUUCGGAGUAUUUCAAUCAAUAAAAAUCAAAUUUAAUAUUUUUUAGUCGUAGGUAACUAGUAUAAAGUUUAAAGUUUUGAUAAGCAGAGUUAUGUGGUACAGUGGUAACCCGCAAAAUGUGGUCCACUUCUCCGCUCAUAUAAACUUGAAAUACUUAUACUAAUAUACUUAUAAUUUAUAAACGAUGAAAUUUGAUUCUUAUAUAGAUCGAAAUAUUCCAAAUAAUAUUCUACUUUGGAAUAUGAAAUCAAAAAAUUAAUGUUAUCUUUUAAAAAAGUAAAAAAACUUCAAAAAUGAUAACGAAUUAAAAUUAUUUAAAAGAAAUAUUUUCAAAAACGUUUAUGUUUUCUGAAAUAACGAAUGUGCCUUACGUUGAAUGGAUCACUCCCAGAAUUAUAUACAGGUAGGUGCCUAUAAUUCAAAAGCCAGCCAAUAAUAAUAUCACAUUCUCAACCGCGAGUUGAACUGGGUACUUGGGAGUUAUUUUAUGACAGUAUGAUAUACCAGUUUAUUAUGUUUAUAUUGUAACAGUUUUAUAAACAUAGUUUAUAUUGUUACAGGUCUAAUAGAUUUAGGAAAGAUUAGGCGUGUAUUAGUGAGUAUAAUAAUAUGUUUGGACGAAUCAAACGGGGAAAAGUAUUGAAGUUGAUAAGCUGCGUAUUACAAUAAUAAUUGAUGUUUACAAUACGUUCAACUGAGAACAUUAUUUUACUGCAGCAUGUCACUCGUAUAUUAGGCUCGUAGAAUGCAUAAUAAUAAUAUUAUUUUAUCAACAUAUUAUAUAGGUAUUGGAUGGACAUUAUUAGAUUGCCGUAGUAUACGCAGACAAUAUUGUAGAUCGUGCAUGAUAAUGUUUAUGAUAAUGCAAAAACGUAUUAUUUAAACGCUCGUCUUGUUUUAGCCCCACAUAGUAGCACGAGAUAAAAAAUGUUUAGAGGGGUUUUCAAUUUUCAUAUUAUUGUAUAGCUGCGUUUUAAAAGUGUAGCAGCAGCAAUAGUGUAGGGCGUAGGUACAGUGCUGCAGCAUCAGUAGCGUGAAUUACAGCGAAAGUGGGUGUGUUAUUUUGUAUAAUAAUAUUAGAACUAAGUACAAACGAUUUUUUCAAAGAUACCUACCAAUAAUUUUUAAACUCUUUGAAAUAAAUUAAAAUUGGAAUUUUAUUUCAAAUAAUAUGUAAACACAUUGAUAAUUAAUGUGUUAUUUGAACAUCGCUGUAUAUGAAUAUUAUUUAUUUGAAAUACCAUAAAAAUUAUCUUAUAUCAUGUAGUGCAAAAUUAAUAACAUUAUGGUGGAAAAUGUAGAGAAAUCCUCACUCAAUUGGUACCUACUUAAUUACCUAUUAUUAUUGGUAGCAAUCAUUGAAGUACCUGCAUGAUAACUAUAUGUACCUAUUAGAACGUUUUUUUUUGAAUGUAGGUGCCUAUUUUUAAUUCUUCAUAUUUUCAACGAUCAGCGAUCGUAACUAAAAUCGUCACUUUAAUAAAAUACACUGAAUUUAUAUUGAAUAUUUAAUUAUUAAGUGUUUAACAGAUAACUGCCACUAUUCAAAUUUCUGUAGUUUUUUUGUUUUUUUGUUUAAUUUAAAAUAGAGACAAUUAGACAAACUUAUUUGGUAAAACAUGUUACAUCGAAGCGUUAGUUUUGAACUAUAAUAUUACUCAGUACCUAAUUUAGACAUAUAAUAAGUAUAUGGAAAUAUGAAAUAACAUUAAAGAAUUUUUAGGGUUUUUAAGAAAAAAGAAGAUAUUAAGAAGUUUGAUUUACCAUCAAAUUGAUACCACCAAAUAGAAAAGUUAAAAUUAAAUCAUUGGCACUGGUAACUGAUUUAUAUAUCAUUCGAAAAAUAAAAUAGAUUCCUUGCAAUACCAUAGUGCAAUAUUAAGUUUUGGACCAUUUUAUUUAGAUAGGUACAAUGUAGGCGGAACAUACAUCUUAUAUACCGAUGUAUAGAUUGGAAAUUCAUCAUCGAGCUGUUGAAUUAUUAUUAUAUAAUCAUGUUAUUGAUCACGUACAAAAUUAUUAUGCAUAAUGGAUUGGAACUAACAGACUAGGUGAUGGUGUUAAUAAAUACGUUUUCUGGGCAUCAAUCAAAUGGGAACGGUUAAAUUGGUUACGUCAUUAACCGCGAGGCCGAGAAACCCCAAUUUCAUGUCGCUCACACAAGGGAACUUGAUAGGUACUGUUUCAAACAACAUUAAUUUUGUUCAGAUGAUCAGGUUGGUGUCAUUUCUAUUCAAAUAUUGCUCCCGGAGAAAAAAAAAAUAACACCCAACAUCUAAUGUCUAUAGAGUCUUUUGAAAUAUUCUGAUUAACGGCAUAUGAAAAACUGUGUCGCAUUUGUUGGCGAAUAAAAUCUCGUUUCAUUAUAAUAUUAUUGUGCUUACUGCAUUUUGUACACAACCAAGAUAAUAUUGUUAUCUCCCAUUUCUUUUUUCAGUUCACGAAUGCAUAAGACAUGUCUGAAGUAAGGCACUCAUGUACGAUAAGCCUAUUCCAUUGAAUUGAGACAUCGUAUAUUUAUAACAUAAUAUUAUUUACAAUUUUACUACUGCUUACGUAUAUGAUGAGUCUUUUUACCUUUUAAAAUUCGAAAUAUCAAUAACGUGGUAGGUAGGUACACCAUACAUUGUAAUAAUGUACGUAGGUUGUUAAGGAUUAAUAAGAGAGCCGCAUACUUUAAUAAAUAAAUAAUAAUAUGAUUAAAUAUUUAUAAAUCGUUCAAAAACAUUAUUCUGUUUAUUUGAAGACAUAUUACCUACUAUCUCAUACUAAAUUGUGAUUUUCGUAUAAGGUGAAAAAUUAUAUUUUUACGGAAAUCAAUGUUAUUCAUCGAUCUUUGAACUUCUUGAUAUAAAAAUUAAAUAUUUGAAUUUGAAAAUUCAAACAUAAUAUUAUAUUAUAUAAAACAAUAUUAGGUACGUUACUUAAAAAUUUGAAUGAUAUUUUCGUCAAAUUGUUCCACAUUAUCUUCCAAAAAUAUUUAAAUUCCCACUAUUUAAUAUUUUAAAAUAAAUAAUAAAUCCUUACCUAGUACAAAUUGUGUUCGUUUUUAAUGUUGUAAAACAUUAUUUCAUUUUAUAAUAUUAGAGUGACAAUAUUUAAGUUUGAUAAAUUUAUAAUAUAGUCGUGCAUAUCAUACCAUUCAUACCUAUCUUAUUAUGAUUUAAUGAAAUUAUAAAAUGUUAUAAAAUAUAUAUCAAUUUAUUGGCAAAUAUUAAUCAUAACCCUUAAAUAACCGAAUUAAAAAACGCGGUCUCACUUAAACAUUAAAUAAUAAAUAUAGUUAAAUUGUUUUAUCAUUAUUAAUCAUAUCAAUUAUGGAUAUAAUUUUUAUAAUUUACAACAUUUACGAGUUUAUUAUAUUUGAAUGACAUUGUAAAAUGAUGAUAUUUAGCAUGACCGUGUACCUACUAAGGCAAUAAUAGAUGAUUCUAUGAUAUUUCCCGAAAUUUGUAUUUUCAUUGUAACAAAGGCUUUGUGUCUAUGAUAAUAAAUUGGUAUGUGACCCAUUCUUACAAAGUACAAACAAUGAAUUUGAAAUUUGAUCGAUAAUAUAUUUUAAUGAUGAUGUCUUGAAAUUAUUAACUCACAGAACGGAUAAUAAAUUUAAGAAGCAUCAGCGACUCUACAUCAAUUAUUAUAAUAUUAUUACCAUUCAAAACUACACGAAUGUCCAAUUAUAACAGUUUUGAACUCAACUGUGAAUCUGUAGUAGGUAGUCCCACAGCCCCAUUUAUCAUUUAGCGAUAAUUAAUAAAUAACAAAUCCUGCAGUGAAAUGUUUUUUUCUCAUAACGCAUUUACAUAACUAUUAUAAUUAUAUGCAAAUAAAAGUCAUUAAAAGUACCUAAAACUAAUUAAUUUUUUACAUUUUAAGAUCAACAAAUAUCAUGUUUUAUAUUACUAUAAAUUUAUUGUUUGCUUAACUUCUUCACUUUUAGUGGGUUUAAUUACGUUAUACAUCGUAAAAUAGUUAUCUUAAAGUUCCAUAAAAUAAUAAUUGCAGUCGACUAAUACAAUAUUAACUUCAUUAUUUUUUCUAGAUACUCAACCCAAUAUAAAUGUGUUUUUUUUAUAAACUAUAAUAGUCAUACCUAUAUAGUUGUCAUUUUAAGUUUUAACUACUAUACUGUUUAUCUUCACAAAUUAUGUAUUUUGAUCUUUUGAGACUUACUCUUGUUAGACGUUUAAAAUAAAUAUUUUUCAAACAUAAGUACAUAGUGUGUAUUUUACAUUUACUACAAAUAAUUUUAUUUCAAAUAUUUAAUAUACUGUUAUUCUUAAAGUAUAAAAAUACGAACAAUAUUUAUAUAUUAUUUAGUUAAAAGUUAAAAUUAUAUACUUAUUACUUAUAAUAUACCUAAGUACUAUACUAAUAAAACAUAUAAACACCGUCAUAAGCAUAUAAAAUAAUAUAUUGUAUUAAGAAUUUGUAAAGUAAGUACUGAAGUAAGAUUUGAUUGAGCAUUAAUCAAGAAUAUGUUGAUUUAGAUCAAAAGUAAAACGAAAAAAAUAAAUGUUAGGUAUAUCAAAGUUAGGUUUAAAUCACAAACAAUAAAUGUUAAAAAUAUUUAUUCUAAUAUUCAUUUUUGUAAAAAAAAACAUGAGGAAAUUAGAUAGUUAUAAUCAUAAAUUAAUAUUUAAUUGUCACAAUUUGUUUCAUUAUAACAUAAAGCAGAUAGGUUCGUGGAAGAGCACUCAUAAAAUAAGAGAAAAAAAGUAAGAUAUGAAAAUUAGGACCGAAAUAUUUCAUACUUUAACACGUGCAUACUAUUAUACUAUUAUAUUCGUAUUACUAAUUAUUACUACACAAUAUUUUUUAGGAACUUGAAGAAACAUUUCACUACAUUCGUUUGAUUUGUAUUAUAAUAUUAUAUUUAUAUUACAAUAAACGAACGUAACUAUAAAAUAUUAAAUAGAUACCAUAUAAGUAUUAUUCCAAACACUAAUAACAUAAUUUUGGCAAUACAUAAAAUAAAUAAAUAAUUGAAAAAAAUAUCAAAAACCAAUGCUCAAUAAGAAAUCUAGCAAUGAUUUUUAAUUAUUGUUAUACUUAAAUUAAUAUUAAGUUUCGAUGAUUCUGGAGUACAUUUUGUCUAUAUCAUAAUAUCAUACUGAGCAUGAGUAUAAUUUUUGUUUCUAUUUUCUAAGAAAUAUUGUUUGUAUUGGUUUUAAUACGUAACAAAGACAAUAAGCAUGUAUCGACUAUUGAUUUCAAAUCCUAGUUAUUCCCUUAUAAAGUAUAUUAUACCAAUGACUUAAUUUAAAAUUAUUAACUCCUAAAUAAACACUCCUUUAAGUACCUACCAACAUAUCAAGCAUAAUACAUAUAUAUAUAUAUA
This is a messenger RNA of Metopolophium dirhodum (rose-grain aphid), 7913 nucleotides long. RefSeq lists its product as uncharacterized. The transcript is spliced from 4 exons. The record is from RefSeq and is a predicted model, not a curated record. Bases 390 to 1958 code for a protein of 522 amino acids. NCBI's taxonomy places the organism in Eukaryota, Metazoa, Arthropoda, Insecta, Hemiptera, Aphididae.